AUGGAGGAGAGGAACGCAAUUCAAGGACACUUUCAACACCUCAAGGGGAGGAUGAACAAGUUCAGAGCCGCGCAAGCGAAGCGCCUGGGAGAGCUUACUCAGGAACAACUAAAAAUGGCGAAUCAAAUCCUAACCCUGGCGGAGCUUGCGAGGAAGGCCGAGACCGAGCAAGAGAAGGCAAUAUGGCAUGCCUUCACUUCAGCUGCCACGCACCGGUCAAAAGCCUGUUCUGCUGAUCAGCAAUAUCUGGCGGGAAAAUGGCGCCAAGCAGAUCUGGGGGAAAUUCUGUCCACGCAUCAUGACGUACUGCCGUUCUACGUUAGUGCCAACACUGAUGAAGUGGAAGAAGAGGCGGAGAGAAUCUUGAAGGCGGAGCGGGAUCUCAUUGGUGGUAAGAAGAAGCCCAAAGGGGUAGGGGAGGAGGAAGCUGUAGCCCCAAGUCCUUUGCAAUCGUCAGCCUGGGGGAAGAACGGCCAGCCGGUGCCAAGAUGGAACCACCUAGAUAAUUUUCACAAGCGCUACAACAAGGCAAGUGAAGGGCGCAAUACCUGA
Molecule: messenger RNA, 552 nt
Organism: Ectocarpus sp. CCAP 1310/34
Lineage: Eukaryota; Phaeophyceae; Ectocarpales; Ectocarpaceae
Source: the annotation of a GenBank genome assembly